AUGCCAGCAAAAAGAAUUGCAGUGAUUGGAGCUAGGGUCAGUGGACUGGGUGCCAUUAAAGUCUGUCUGGAAGAAGGACUGGAACCCACUUGCUUUGAAGGAAGUCAUGACAUUGGAGGACUCUGGAGAUAUGAAGAAAACUAUGAACCUGGAAGGCCUUACAGUGUCUACAAGUCAAGGACUUGCAUCUCUUCCAAGGAGAUGACAGCCUAUAGUGAUUAUCCUUUUCCUGAUCAUUACCCCAAUUCCUUCCAUAAUUCCAAAAUUAUGAAGUAUCUUUGGCUGUAUGUCAAGCACUUUGAUCUUCUGAAGUACGUCCACUUCCUGCCAAAGGUGUGCAGUGUGAGGAAGCACUCUGAUUUCUCUUCCACUGGCCAAUGGGAUGUUGUAGUAGAUGCCAAUGGGAAGCAGGAAUCCUAUGUCUUUGAUGCCAUCGUGGUUUGCAGUGGCUAUUAUAAUGAUCCCUAUUUUCCAUUAGAGACCUUUCCAGGUAACAUCACAAAGUUCAAAGGCCUUUAUUUUCACAGUUGAAAUUAUAAAAGUCCUGAAAAAUUUUUAGGGAAGAAAAUCCUUGUGGUCGGCAUUGGAAAUUCUGGAGCAGAUGUGGCCAGUGAGCUCAGUUGUGCGGCUAAACAGGUUUUCCUCAGCACAAGGAGAGGAGCAUGGAUAUGGAACUGUGUUUGGGAUAAUGGAAAUCCCAUGGACACUGUACUCUUCACUCGUUUUCAUAGCAUCAUCAAUAGAAUGCUAACAGCUUCCAUGAUCAAUAAGUGGGCAGAGAAUAAAUUGAAUGCACUGUUUAACCAUGAUGUUUAUGGUCUACAGCCUAAACAUAGGUUUCUGAGCCAUCAAGCUACCCUGAGUGAUGAGUUGCCCAAUCACAUCAUUACUGGAAGGCUACAAGUAAAACCAAAUGUGAAGGAAUUCACUAAAAGUGCUGUCAUCUUUGAGGAUGGUUCUCAAGCACGUAUUGAUGUUGUUAUCUUUGCCACAGGAUACACUUUCAAUUUCUCUUUCUUAGAAGGCAACUCAGAAGUUCUUGACAGCCAGUGUUCCGUGUUUAAAUUUGUAUUUCCUCCUCAACUUGAGAAGCCAAUGUUAGCUUUAGUUGGCAUUGUUCAACCAAUCGGAGCUACCCUUACUGUAUCAGAACUCCAGAGCCAGUGGGCUACACGUGUAUUCAAGGGGCUGAACAAAUUGCCUUCAGCAAGUGACAUGAUGGCUGAAAUCAAACAGAUAUGAGACAAAAUUGAAAAUCAGUUUCUGAAAAGCCCACGUGAUAUACGACGAGUUCCUUUCAUUGAUUACAUGGAUCAAAUUGCCUCUGAAAUAAAAGUGAAACCCAACCUCCUGUCACUCUUCCUCUGGGAUCCCAAACUGGCCUUUGAAGUUUUCUUUGGUCCUUGCACUCCAUACCAGUACCGACUACAGGGACCUGGGAAAUGGAAUGGGGCCAGGAGAGCCAUCCUGACCCAAAGAGAACGCAUCAUCAAACCCUUGAGGACCCAAGUGAUCAGCAAUGGUCAACCUCCAUUUUAUAGGUAUUUGUGGCAUAUAGGUAUCUGUGUUAGUACUCUCUUUUUUCUUAUUUUUAUAAUUAAGGUAUAA
This is a messenger RNA of Vombatus ursinus (common wombat), 1608 nucleotides long. Its product is annotated as dimethylaniline monooxygenase [N-oxide-forming] 5-like. The transcript has 8 exons. Lineage: Eukaryota; Metazoa; Chordata; Mammalia; Diprotodontia; Vombatidae. The record is from RefSeq and is a predicted model, not a curated record. Gene Ontology annotation, molecular function: N,N-dimethylaniline monooxygenase activity; flavin adenine dinucleotide binding; NADP binding.